GGUGGGGGGCUCUCAGUGCGGCUCCCUGCUUCAGCGGGGGGGCGCUGGGGCUCCCGGUUGAGAACCACGGCUAUAGACUCACACGGUGGCCCCAAUCCCUGCUACACACAGUUUACAAUUUAACUUGAAUGACCAGAUUUAGAAAUAGAUGUGCCUGUCUGCAUGUGUGUGCACCUAACUGCUGCCAGUGUGUGUAUGGAUCAGGUAAGUGCCCAUGCAAAUGGCCAGAUAAACGGGCAGAAAUAGUCAAGGCCGCCCGGGGCGGGGCAAGUGGGGCAAUUUGCCCUGGGCCCUGCAGCGGCCCCGCAAGCCCUGGCCUGACGGUGGUCCGGGUCCUUGGCAGCGGGGGCCCCUUCAGUCGCUCUGGGUUUUCGGCGGCGGGUCCUUCAGUGCUGCCAAAGACGCGGAGCGACUGAAGGGCCCCCCACUGCCGAAAUGCCGUUGAAGACCCAGACUGCCGCUGGGUGAGCUGGCCGCAGCUCCCCCGCUUUGCCCCAGGUCCCCUGAAUCUGAAGAAGUGAGGUUCUUACCCACGAAAGCUUAUGCUCCCAGUACUUCUGUUAGUCUCAAAGGUGCCACAGGACCCUCUGUUGCUUUUUACAGAUUCAGACUAACACGGCUACCCCUCUGAUACUUGAAUCCUCUGGGCGCCCUGGAAAUAGCCCUAGCAGAGCUCAGCCUAAUUUUUUUUUUUUUUUUUACUACUGAGUGAUGCUUAAUGCAGCAUUAAUUUUACUGUCACAGGCAGGCCGCCUCUCAAGUGCCCCUUUGUGGCCUGAGAUAGCUCUGCAGCAGCCAUGCUUCAACUUCCCCUUUCAGGGGCCUUCUUAAAUAAACUCCACAGGGGCUUUUUGCCCAGUAAUGCCCUUCCUCCCAGGGUCUAAUUAAUUGACAUAAGAGACAAAACAAAACUCAGUUGUGGGGCUUCUCUUUAUCCCUUGAGUCUGUUCUCUGCAGCUCUUCCCUGCCUUGGCAGACCACUCUCGGACCUACCUGGCUGGAGGAGGAGGAGUUGUUUUUUUGUUUGUUUGUUUUACUGGUGUGGAGGUUGCUCUCUCUGGCCCUCAGCUUUCUUCAGCCCCUGGCUCUGAGGUUCAAACCCUACUGCAUGGUCAGGGGUUUCCUUCAAGAGCCUCUUGCUCUCUGCAGUCUCUGACACACACACACAUCCCAUAAGGGAAUCACCUGAUCCCUGCUCAGAUGUGCCUGUCUAGUAACUAGGGUUGGUUGGCCCCAGGCCUCUAGCCCUUAAAUGGGCUUGCUACCCUUUUACACUAACCAUAUGUUUUGUCAUGACAUAAGUUAUUUAAGUAUUUUGUGAUGAAUCAAAAUAAAAUUAAUUCAUGUGCCUGUUUUUAAGUUGUCCCAGGUCUCUCUGAUACACCAAGACAGGAUUCACUACUGAUUUUGAAGAAAUAGUGUCUCCAGCAGAGGUGGACCCAUUUUUACUUUACAUCCACUGGCAAAAAGCACUAAGUGCCAGAAACCAGUACCUUACAGUGAAGUUCUGUGAGGAAAGCAUUACUUGGCUUCUGAGGGAGCGCUAUAGACGCCUUGUUUGGAUGGAACAAUGGCUCUAACCUUUAUGUCCUUACAAGAAUUAAUCAAGGAGGAUUUCCUGACCUGUAAAAUCUGCUAUGAUCUCUACACAGUGCCAAAGAUCCUUCCAUGUCUGCACAGUUACUGCCAGCAUUGCCUGGAACCACUAGUGAGGGACGGAGCCCUCAAGUGUCCUGAGUGCCGGCUGCAAACAGAUGUCCCAGGAGGUGCCUCAAGUCUGAAAACCAACUUCUUCAUCAACAGCCUCCUGGAGUUAUUCCAGAUUAAACACAACAGGGACUUGGCCUGCACAGUUUGCUCAGAUGCCCAGAAGAUCUUGACUGCCACUGCCCGUUGCCUAGACUGCAAGGAUUUCUUGUGCCAGUCCUGCACUCAGGGCCAUUGCUGCUCCCGUCUCACUCUUCAUCACAAGGUGGUGAAGCUUGAGGAGUUUCUAGCUGGGGAAUAUGAUGCUGAGAUGAGGCUGCUUCAGGAGCUGUGCUGCCAGGACCACCAGCAGGAAGCUCUGCGAUUCUUCUGUGACACCUGCAGCGUUCCCAUCUGCAGGGACUGACGUAUGCUAGACCAUUUUCAGCACAAGGUGGUCUCUAUGGCAAAUGCUGUGCAGCGGGAAAGGCCUUCUGUUGAGCAGCUAAUUGACAGCCUGGCAGGAACGAUAACAUGCAUCUCUGAGCAGGAAAAAGCUGUGGAGGAGACAGUAGAUAAGUUGAAAACAUCAGGAGAGAACAUAAAGGAGAGGAUCACUAGAUAUGUGGAUGACUUUAUCUACUAUCUCCAGGCCCAGAAGGAAGCCAUUCUGGGCGAGUUGUCUGCUUUUCUAACUCAGCAAAUGGAAAGUUGUCGCCUGGUGAAAGAGGAGCUCCAGAGCCAAAGAGAUAAAGCAAUCAGCACCAGGGAGUUCUCUCAAAGGGUCCUCUAUGUGGGAAAGGACUAUGAGAUCUUACACCUGGAGGGCAUGAUAAGGAAUCGGAUUCAGGAGCUCCAGACGUAUAUCCCACAGAAACUAGAGGGCCAAAUCCCUGAAUUGGCCAUAGCCUGGGAUCAGCCGGAAAUGCUGUCCAAGGCAGCACUCUUUAGUCUAGUGUUUCCCAGGGAACAGCCUGAAGGAGACAUGGGAAUUGUUUUUGAGCCAGAUAGCGAGGCAUCUGCUUCCCCCAGUGAGGAGUCUGAGGAUGACCCAUUCUUGCCCGUGAACUUAGAAGAAGACUCCUGUCCAAGCUCUGAAGAGAGUGCUCCUGACACUCCCAACAAGAACCUCUCUUGUUGCAGCAGACGCAGUAAAAGGCCUAAGCGUGUCUGCACUUUUGAGGUAGACCAGUGCUGCUUCCAAGUAAAGCCCAAUAUCACAGGGAUUGCUGUUCUGCCUCACGCUGGUGGCAUUCUCCUGUUGGAUCAGGAGAAUGAUGAGAUAAAGCAGUACAGCGCUGGUGGGCACUUUCAGCAAUCAAUACCUCUGCCAGAUUCAGACGGUGUCUUCUGUGGCAUUUCGCUCUGUGGAGACGUCCUCGCUUGCUCUUCAGAUUCCUUCCUCUUCUUCCUGACCCUUGAGGGCAAGUUUCUGCACAAGUUGCUGCUAAGGGGAUCCGAGUCUUCCUAUGCUAUCACCUCCUAUAAGGACUCCUAUAUUGCCGUGAGUGAGGGCACACUCUGCUCCAUCUCCCUUUACAGCCCUUCAGGACACUGCAUGGGCAGGGUGGCACCCACAGGUUACCAUGGGGGGAAGUUCCUUUUCAUUGCCGUCAAUUACCAGGAGGAAUUCAUUGUCUCAGAUUUCAUCAAGAAGCAGAUUGUCAUCAUUGGGAAGUCUGGGCUGAUCCUCAACGUGCUGAAAACCUCACACUCACUGCUGACAAAGCCGUUCAGUGUAUGCGUGGACAUGUCCAGUAACAUUUUUGUGGUCGAUCAGUUGAAGGUGAUUAAAUUUUCCCCAGAUGGUGAGACGGGGGAGGUAGUGUUGAGCAACCAAAGUCAGCAGAAGAGACCUCGUGUCCUUGCUGUGGACGAUGACGGGCGCCUUGUCCUGGUGCAAGAGGAUGGUUACGUUCACAUUUAUUGCUUCUAGUUUACACCCUAGGAGAAUGUGGUCUGAGUGCCCCCAAAGUAGCUGGUUCUGUAACCUCAGGUCCCAAAACCUUGUGUUAAUAGUGCGCCAGAGUAAUCCCACUAGUACUGUCACUUCCAGAUGUGUUACAGAGCUUUAGCCCUGACUCUGGGUGUCAGUGGAACAGACAUGUCUGGGCAGGAAUCUUUGUGCUCCAAGGGUUUUGAAAAUGAUCAGAGCCCAGGGGAGCUGGAGGUAGAAAUAAUUUUUCACUAACUGAGAUGAGAUCCAUAUUGCCAAAACUUUCUACUCUCUCCCAGCUCACCUGAUAGUUUGUGGGGGGGACACUGCAAUGUUAUAGUCAGUGCUAUCAGUACCUGAGGUGAACAACUGGAGAGCUGGGAAUAAUGGCCAGCUCUAAGGAAAUGGCAGAAGGGAAAUGCCUUUGCUUAAUGUUCAUUUGGUAGUUGUCAUUGAUGGAUGACAGGUGCCUUUGAACUGUUUCACUUUAAAGUAACAUCUCUUCCCCUGCCUGCCUUACCUCUGCAUCAGCGCUGUGAGCCGGUAGAACUCCGACUUCCACUUUCACUGUUCUGGAGUGUGUCCCAGAUUAAGGGAAUGUUCAGAAAAAUGACCUACUUCUAUCUCUUGGCAUGCCCUUUGCCAUCUUAACCCAACCAGGCACUGAAUUUCUUCCCCCCCCCCAAUCCCCCCCCACAUACAAGUCAGAGUCCUCCUUGAGCAGGAUGACCAAACAUCACAAAGGAACCUGAAACCUGCCAGAGGCUGUGGGAACCUCUGGUCUCAGCAUUGGAAGUAUCCAGGGAACCUGACCAGCCCCACAAGUGUGAAAAGGUAAAAAUGGCUAGAACUGUAUCUAAAGAUCCCAAGCAGAAAGCGCCCAGCCUUGCUGCAGCGAAGGACUGGUUAGUGAAUCCAUUGGGAAGGAGGUGGCAGUCACCUCAGUUCAAUAGGUGAUGCAGCCUUUUACAUUCCUUUUUUGUUUAGCCUGUUGAAUCCGGGCAGAGGAGUCAGUGCUUGAGCAGGUCUCCGCUUUUGUUUAUAUUUAGGGAUAGAGACGAAAGAUUCCUAUUGCAUUCCAGCUCAUCCUACUGUUAACGUUCAAACAGAAAUGAUUGUUUUACACUAACACUUUUAUGCAUUUGGAUAAUUAAUAGAGCCUUGUGCUUUCCCUUAUGAACUGUUUUCCAAAUUUUCUUCUUGUUUCGCUUUAAUAAAGUCUGGUGCAAUUAUGGGUGUGGCAGGCCUCACGAAGGGUCCAGGGCAUGACUCUGGCACUGACUCCUUACAGUGGCCUGAAAAUAAGGGAUGUUUGCUGGAGCCUUUCCCUGUGUGCGGGACAGGAUGGGAGAGCACGUCCACAGGCUUCUUACACUGUGUUGGCAAGAAAUGUUCAGGCUCUUACGGAGCAGCUCUGUGGGAGCUAUUCAGGCAUUUGUCUUUGAGCUUUGUUUUAACACUUGCUGGCAAAUGUGCUCUCUUACAUGGAUUCUCAGGGACCUAGCCACGGGCACUAUCAUGUAGACAUGCAUUCUCUCACGCACUCAUGCGCACACACACAUUAGUAUUCACAUUCGUGCAUACAAAAUUAUACAAAAUUACUAAAGGUAGUUAAGACCCAGGCAGACUGCAAAGAGCUACAAAAGGAUCUCUC
This is a messenger RNA of Trachemys scripta elegans, 5276 nucleotides long. RefSeq names its product tripartite motif containing 56 (gene TRIM56). The record is from RefSeq and is a predicted model, not a curated record. Lineage: Eukaryota; Metazoa; Chordata; Testudines; Emydidae. The transcript is spliced from 2 exons. Gene Ontology annotation, biological process: positive regulation of DNA-templated transcription. Gene Ontology annotation, molecular function: zinc ion binding; ubiquitin-protein transferase activity. Gene Ontology annotation, cellular component: nucleoplasm; chromatin.